Molecule: messenger RNA, 3645 nt
Organism: Rhinichthys klamathensis goyatoka
Lineage: Eukaryota; Metazoa; Chordata; Actinopteri; Cypriniformes; Leuciscidae
Gene: ino80db
Product: INO80 complex subunit Db
Cellular component (GO): nucleus
Source: RefSeq, a predicted model, not a curated record
UGACAAGAAUGUUUUCGUCGCACGUGAGAUUGCACUGAAUUUGAAGUUGGUGAUGUCAUUCCAGGCAUGGAUGAGACGCGUGAGAGGAGGCUGUCGGAAAAGACUUUGGGGGAGAUCCCUCAAAACUUGAAAUCAAUGACUGCGGCUUAAAUAAAACUUCACGCUGGUCCGAACACUUCUGACAGCUGGACACACAAAUGUUCAAUCUGUAUUGUGUGUUUGCGAGAUCUGUCAUCAUUCUAAAAGCCGACAAUGAACAUACAAAGUUGAAUUCCAAAAUGGUUGCAGAGGUUGUUGUUGCACUGUUGGCUGUUGUCAUGUCCCCCCAGUGCCUGUAGUUGUGCUGUAAGAAGCCUCGCAUCCGAUGACUAAACCAACACCCCCUUCUCUUUGUCUGAUGUUCCGUAGAGUUCCAGCCCUGGGAUGUAUGAAGGCAAACACAUCCACUACUCGGAGGUGGACCACAAGCCUCUGUGUUCAUACAGUCCAAAGCUUUGCAAGCAACGCAGGCUCAAUGGUUAUGCUUUCUGCAUCCGCCAUGUGCUCGAGGACCGGACCGCUCCCUUCAGGCAGUGCGAAUAUGUAGCCAAGUACAAUAACCAGCGCUGCACCAACCCAAUACCCAAGGCUCACGACCGCAAGUAUUGUAAUAGUCACCUUCAGGUUAUGGGUGUCCUCCCCAAGAAGGAGCGAAAGAAGAAACAAGAUACCAUUGAGUCUUUGGCCCUCAAAAUUACUGUUCCAUCCCUGGCUCUGAAAACUCACAACGGUCUCGAGCUUUUACCUCCAUCCCCACCACCCUCCUUGGCUUGUCUACUCCCCUCAGAUCCCUUCGCCUUUUGCAGGGGAGAAAAAAUGUUAAAAUCAAGUGGCACAUUCCUGAAGAAACCCCAAGAAAACCAAGCUCUGAACCAUAAGCAGAAACAGCAAGAUCACAGUGUUCCAGCGUUCCCAAACCAUCUCAGAACCUCCGCUCUUUCUUCAACCCUUCCACACUCUUGCCUCCCUCCUCCGCAGACUGGAAGAACCACACAAACACCCAUAGUUCCCUCCUCCCCUAACGCAGCAACCCUACAAACCCCUGCAGUUCGUUCAGGUCCAUUAUUCAAAACCUCAUCCACACUUCCGGACAGCCAUCAGGGCUCAAUAGACAUGGCUCCAACUGAUAACAAAAUUAAACUGGACCUCAAUCAUGCGUUUGAUAAAAAGGUUGCCCCUGCAGUUUCAGGGAUGGCACCAAGCCGUGAUGACAUACAUGGACAAUUAAUAAAAGUGCGCUCAGUUGCUAUGCGGUUGCAACAAGCUCCAUGUUUGCAGAAGUUCCAUAGAUUGAUGGACCAACACAAGGGGAGGUACCAAGACCUGAACCCACAUUUAGGGCUUGAUUGGUCAGAAGACAGUGAAGAGGAAGAUGGAGACUUGGGGAAGCUAGUGUCAUAUCAAUGCAAGAGACUACAAGAGAAGCACUUUGAGGAAAGUGCCAGCAGUUCCCGUGCUGAGCGUUUGACAGGCUUCUGCUCAUACCUGAGACAAAAACACACGCACCUUUGCAGGGAGCAGAGGGGCUUCAGGAGAGAGAGAAGAUCCCAGCAUGCCCUUCGUAAAGCCCUGCUGCAGGCAGCAAGAGAGGAACCUCAACACACCGCACAGCUUAUUCAGGAACAACAUAAUGAGACCUCCACACCCUCCAGCACGGCAGUACCAAUGGCUGGAGAUGACUCAGGUUUAUGCUUGGCUAUCGUGAAAGGUGAAGACUGCAGAAAUUCAGCCGUACCGUUCACCAGGCACUGCUUUCAACAUAUCCUUCAGAACCGUUCACAGCAGCUGUUCUCAAGCUGCACUGCUCGCUUUGCAGAUGGAGCUCAGUGUUCCAUCCCUGUCUUUGACAUCACGCACCAGACACCACUUUGUGAUGAGCAUGCCAAGAAAAUGGACAAUUUCCUGCGAGGUGAUAUCAGCCGGAGAACGUACCACCACCACCAGCAGAUUCAGCGGCACAGGCCAAUGAAGAAAGCCAAGCCUCCAGCACUCAGUAAGAAGCAUAAGAAGAAAGGCAAGCGAGGAGCACCAAAGCGCCCUCAGAAACCCAUUCCUCCUGCGCUACCCCAGGGUAACCUGGGAAUGCCUUCCAUUUUGUGCCUGCCCACUCAGCCUUCUGGCAUAAGGAGCCCUUUAACUCCUGAUUUAAGUGCAGAUGAAUUUCCAGAUGACAUCACCAAUGACAUCAGUGACAUUCCACAUGACCUAGAGUUGAAUCAGGAGGAUUUCUCCGAUGUUCUGCCUCGACUCCCGGAUGACCUGCAGGACUUUGAUCUUUUUGAAGGUAAGAAUAGUGAGCUGUUGCCCACCUCUGAGGAAGCCGAGGAAUUGGUUCGCGUUCUGCAGGCCAUGAGCUCGUACCCAGAAUCCCUUGCAUGUCUAAGCGGAAUGGCUGAGCUUGGUCCCGUAGAAGGGGUAGAUUGUCGUAGCUUGCCGGGGGGAGUCGUGGAUCUACUGAGUGCGCGGCUAUCUGCUGAAACCCUUUCUAGCCUGGAGCUGGACCCCAGUCUGCUCCCCACCUCUGAAGACGCUUUCCCCCCAUCACCUCCAUCACCACAGCCCCCUCUGACUCCUCCAUCCUCUGUGGGGCAUCUCACAGACAGCACAUACACACAGAGACAACCUCAUCUCCUAGCUAAGAUGGAUAACUCCAAAGCAGAUCUGAGUGAUCUGCCCCUUUGCAAGGACGAGGACAUCUCUCAUGGCUCGUGGGGCGUUCUCGCCCUUCCCCUCAGCGACUCCUCACAGUUUCACAGCCUUAUUGCCUCAGACGGCCUGCUGAUGUCCACAGCCCUCUCAACGCCAAUGACCCCCGUGCCCUCAGCCCUCUGUCAGCCCAGUUCGGCCCUCUCUGCUUUGCAUCAGAGCAGCCAAACUGUCCCCGUCACUCGCUCUACACCCGCAUCCACACCCUCAUCACCAACGUCCCAAACCAAGCACCCUCCCCCCACUGUUCAAUCACUGUGGGAUCCCAGCAGACUUACAGCCGCACCACAGUACAACGGCGCACCCUAUGGACCAGGCCUGAACUGCAGGCAGAACCAAUUAUUUGCUACAGUCAGUGUUCAGGGAACAUGUUGCAGGUGAUUUUUUUUUUUUUUUUUUUAAAUGUCAGGGUCAUUGUGUUUGUCUCCUCAGUCCUCUGCAUCUUUUUCCCUCACAAAGAAAGAACAUCAAGCAAUAAAUUUCCUUGUUGGCGUAAAUUAGUUGCUUUUUUCAAAAAGCAAGCAUAGAUGGAUUUUAGCCAUUAAUAUCACUUGUAUCCUUAAACACAUAUUUAAUAUAUUUAUAGAGUAGCAGUCUGCACAACUAGUUUUAUUGAUGAGUGAAAAUGUGUGGUAACUGGUGAAAAUGUGGUUCUCGUUUAGAGGUAAUGGGCAAGUUUGUCAGUGGCAAACACAAGGAGAAAGGUGUCAUGGUUGUAUCACUAUUUUGUCCCGUGUGAUGAUUAAAAAGCUCAUUGUUUUGGCAGAUGGUGUUUGUGCUUUUAGUAGCCGUUAAACUAUGGGGUCUUGCUCUAAGUGUAAGUGCCUGCCAUAAAAGCUGUGUAACACCUUUAUAAUUAGUGUAUUGCAAAUCAACUUAAAUUACACUUUGCGUUGUCAC